Molecule: messenger RNA, 1038 nt
Organism: Ipomoea nil (Japanese morning glory)
Lineage: Eukaryota; Viridiplantae; Streptophyta; Magnoliopsida; Solanales; Convolvulaceae
Product: ribonuclease 2-like
Exons: 9
Coding region: 59-847 (262 amino acids)
Biological process (GO): RNA catabolic process
Cellular component (GO): extracellular region
Molecular function (GO): ribonuclease T2 activity; RNA binding
Source: RefSeq, a predicted model, not a curated record
UUCCCAUCUCGAAUUGCAGCAUCAACAUAUACAAGCAUUUCAAUCUUCAAAAGCUUUUAUGUUUGCCAUGGCUUCUCUCCCCGCCCGACUCAUCAUCCUCCCUCUCUUACUCCUAUUCGGCACUUGCAACGCUAACCUAAUCCGCGGCGGAGAUACGCCGCAGAAACCGUUCGAUUUCUUCGUUCUUGCUCUUUCUUGGUCUGGCACCUCUUGUUCCAGCGUUAAGGACUGCUGUCCCACCAACGCCUGUUGCAGCUCCGAGGUUGCUACUGGGUUCACAAUCAAUGGUUUCUGGCCAGAUUACAAUAAUGGGAGUUGGCCCUCCUGCUGUGAUGGUCCCAAAUAUGACCAAAACUCGAUCUCAAUUAUAUCGGGGUUCUUGAACACCUAUUGGCCAUCGUAUGAUUGCAUUUCCGCCCCUGCUUGUGGACGUUUCAUCGAAUCAGAUUUGGCAUUUGAGUGGGACACACAUGGAAAAUGUGCUUCUCCGGUACUUUCCAAUCAAUAUGAAUACUUCUCGACGGCUCUAAUGCUCUACUUCAAAUACAAUAUUACUGAGAUUCUGUUGAAGGCUGGAUAUGUACCUUCGAACACCGUUAAAUAUCCAUUGAAAGACAUCACUUCAGCCAUUAAAAAUGCUCUUGGGGUAACCCCAAUUGUGAAAUGCAAUGGCCAUAGUCCUAUCAGAGAAAUUCAGAUAUGUUUCGACAAGACGCUCCAGAUUGAAGAAUGCCCAACCUAUGCACCAUCAAAAUGCCCUUCACGUGUUAAAUUACCAAUAAAGAAUGUAACACAGGUGCCGGAAACAACGAACUACCUUUCAUUCCGCGGUUCGCUCAAUUGGUAGAUCGCCAAAUGCAGACUGUCCCUUGAUUUGCUCUCUCAAGAUGGUGUAUCGCAAUAAUGCUAUGAGUUGCUAUAUGAUCAAAAUUUAUUUAAAACUUAUCGGGAUGUUGUAAGCAAACUCUUGUAAUGAAUGUUGUACUAACAAUAAAUAUGGUCAAGGGUUCAGUCAGCUAAUAUUACGAUCAUUUAGAU